Molecule: messenger RNA, 976 nt
Organism: Notechis scutatus (mainland tiger snake)
Lineage: Eukaryota; Metazoa; Chordata; Lepidosauria; Squamata; Elapidae
Source: RefSeq, a predicted model, not a curated record
CAGCCAGUCUUGCCAAUCCACUGAGCACCCAAAGGGUUAAAGCAGAACUUAUCCAUGGCAGUUCUGGUGCUUUCUCCAGCCGAGCUCCUGUUGCCAUGUUGGGGGGAUUAAUCCUUAGCAGAGGGCCCCUCAAAAGCACUUCAUUCGACUCAGAAGCCAGAUGGAAAGGCUGAUAGGAGGCAGAGCUUGCGGUUGGCUGCUUCAAAAGUCAACGUUGUGUACUCCAGUAAAGUCAUUGGUUUCGUUCAUCAUUUUCUGUCUUCCAGGCUAUCCCUUAUUAUGAACCUGUUCCUGGUGGACUCCAUCCCGGGAUGGCGAUAUAUGUGAAUGGCAGAGUGCCUCAAAACAGCAACAGAUUCAGUGUGGACUUCACGUUUCCAAAGCAUGAGGGGGCCGAUCUUGCCUUCCACUUCAACCCCCGCUUCGAGUUGAAUGAACUUGUGAUCAACAUGCUUGAGUCUGGCAGGUGGGGAAAGGAGGAAAGAUACCAGAAUCCCUUCCAGAAGGGCAAGCAUUUUGAGGUCAUCUUCAUUGUCACUGAGGCCGGAUACCAGAUCUUUGUGAGCAGGAAGCUGUUGUACGUCUUCAGGCACAGAAUUCCACCACAAAGUGUGCGGUUUAUUCAGGUUGCUGGAGACCUGGAGCUGCAGUCCCUGAAUGUGAUAUCAGCACCAGUGAUAGAGAACUUGGUAAGUGUUUGCUAUUGACAAGUCGGCACCUCCUGAUCCUUGAUCUUUCUUUGGGAAUGGAUUCUGGGUUGGCUCAAUCCCCAUGCCGCAACUUUCUCUUUCUGCCCCCCAGUUGCUCUUCUCGUAUACCUUUCUUGACCCCGAAGAAUGGCUGCCCCACUGGGUCCUCAAUUGACAUGGCUACAUCAAUGCAUGCUAACAAAGAUAACCAUCCAAGGGUGAUACUGGGAUAAACAACUGCACAGGGAGAAAGUUUACUCGAGGUCAAGGUCUUGCUCUCCACCUUG